CUACAAUAGGCUAUAUAUGUAAACUUAUCCAUUGCCUAUUUUACCCGCUUCGGUUACUUCUUCUUCCAAAACCCUAAACCCUAAAAUCAAUUGUGCAUUUCAUUCUCUGAAACCCUAAAGCUCUUUCGCAGCAAACAAAAAUGGUGAAGAAAAGCAAGAAGAGUAAGAGCAAGAGGGUAUCAUUGAAGCAGAAGCACAAGAUUAUAAGGAAGGUAAAAGAGCAUCACAAGAAAAAGGCAAAGGAGGCCAAGAAGUUGGGUAUUAACAAAAAGACUAAGGUAGAGAAGGACCCAGGAAUCCCCAAUGAUUGGCCCUUCAAGGAACAAGAGCUUAAGGCCCUCGAGGCUCGUCGUGCUCGUGCUCUUGAGGAAUUGGAGCAGAAGAAAGCUGCCCGAAAAGAGAGGGCAAAGAAAAGAAAGUUAGGGCUGGUCGAGGAUGAUGACGUGAAUGAACUUGCAGACAUGGCUUCGGGAGAACAGAAUUUUAUGGAGGGCAAGGGAAACAAUGAUUCAACUAAUUUUGUUAAAAUCCGUGAGAACUCGGAAAGAGCUUUCUACAAGGAGUUAGUCAAAGUCAUUGACGCUUCUGAUGUCAUUUUAGAAGUGCUUGAUGCUCGAGAUCCGCUUGGUACACGCUGUCUUGACAUGGAAAAGAUGGUGAUGAGAUCAGGACCUGGAAAGCAUCUUGUGUUGCUCCUCAAUAAAAUUGAUCUUGUUCCUCGGGAAGCCGCAGAAAAGUGGCUAAAGUAUCUGCGAGAGGAAUUACCAGCAGUUGCUUUCAAGUGUAGCACCCAAGAACAGAAGUCAAACUUGGGCUGGAAGUCCUCAAAGGUCGGAAAGACUACAAAUCUUUUGCAGACAAGUGAUUGUCUUGGAGCUGAGAAUCUGAUAAAAUUGCUCAAGAAUUAUUCGCGAAGUCACGAGAUCAAAAAAUCAAUCACUGUCGGCGUCAUUGGUCUGCCAAAUGUUGGUAAAAGUAGCCUUAUUAAUAGCUUGAAGAGAUCUCACGUAGUCAAUGUUGGUGCUACACCUGGGUUAACAAGAUCCAUGCAAGAAGUUCAGUUAGAUAAGAAUGUGAAGUUGUUGGACUGCCCUGGGAUUGUGAUGCUUAGGUCAUCAACAGAGAAUGAUGCAGCUAUUGCUCUUCGAAAUUGCAAGAGGAUAGAGAAGUUAGAUGACCCAGUUGGUCCUGUAAAGGAGAUACUCAAACUGUGUCCGUCCAGCUUGUUAGUAACUAUAUACAAGGUUCCUAGCUUUGAUUCAGUCGAUGACUUCCUUCAGAAAGUUGCUACUGUUAGGGGUAGGCUUAAAAAGGGUGGAAUUGUUGACACUGAUGCUGCUGCAAGGAUUGUUCUGCAUGAUUGGAAUGAGGGGAAAAUACCAUACUACACCAUGCCCCCGUCUAGGAACGAGGGAGAGCAUUCAGAGGUAAAGAUAGUUUCAGAACUUGGAAAAGAAUUCAAUGUCGAUGAAGUUUAUGGAAGUGAAUCCUCAAUUAUUGGAAGCCUCAAAUCAGUCGAUGAUUUUCUCCCAGCUGAAGUUCCGUCAAAUCGCCCCGUUAACUUUGACGAGACCAUGCUAGAGGACAAUUUGGAGAAACCGGUGACUCAGAGUGAUAAUGCAAUGGACAACCAUGUUAAUAAUGACAGAGAUGUGUCAAUGGGUGCUGGAGAAGAUGAUGCAGGCCGGACAAGUGGCAAGAGCGCUAGCAGCAGACAAAAUGAGAAGUUAUAUACCGAGGAAGGCAUGCUAAAUACCAAACUUAGAAAAGCUGAGAAGAAAAGGAGGAAGAAAGACAGAACCUCUACUACCAGUGAUAUGAUGGAUGGUGAUUAUGACUUCAAGGUAUAUUAUUUCAAGAAGGAAUCCGCCAUGGAUGAUGCUGAAGAUGAUAUGACACCUAAUGAAAGCAAGAAAAACAGAUUUGAGCUACCAUCUGGGAAUGAGUUGGAUAAUGAAUGAAGAGAGACAUCACAAUGAAUAUCUUUUUUGAUGGCGGAUAGAGUUACUUGGUACUCAUACUAGAGAAACAUGCAUGCUCCCCUGGUGCGGAAGCUGGCUCGAGCUCCACCUGUACUUGUAUUAGUGAAGCAUGCAUUCGUAGCGCAGAAGCUGGCUCUAGCUCCACCGUGUUAUCAAGAAGAAGGAAUUUUCUUUUCUUUAUUCUAUCUCAUAGUUGGAGACUUGGAGUAUUCAUUUGCCUUAUUAUUAAUAUUAAUAUUAUUUCUUA
Molecule: messenger RNA, 2229 nt
Organism: Solanum stenotomum
Lineage: Eukaryota; Viridiplantae; Streptophyta; Magnoliopsida; Solanales; Solanaceae
Product: guanine nucleotide-binding protein-like NSN1
Exons: 9
Coding region: 141-1961 (606 amino acids)
Cellular component (GO): nucleolus
Molecular function (GO): GTP binding
Source: RefSeq, a predicted model, not a curated record